Messenger RNA from Fusarium sp. VM40, 1923 nucleotides. The record is from the annotation of a GenBank genome assembly. NCBI's taxonomy places the organism in Eukaryota, Fungi, Ascomycota, Sordariomycetes, Hypocreales, Nectriaceae.
AUGCCUCCGGGGUCAAGUCAGAAGGGAACCGGCAAGAAGAACUCGGCCAUACCCAAGCAGAGCCGCAACACGACACCGGCCCCAGUCGCGACAGCUAGUCUCCCGCCGCAGGAGUUUUACGAUCCCGACUAUCUCAACACUAGAGUUAUACUUUUUCGCAACCUUACAUACGAUGAUAUCGUCGACCAAUCCGCCUUGAAUGCGACCAUCCCAGAUUCGAAGAGCCUCGAUGGCAUGAUUGAACGGUUAAAAAGUUUAACUAAUAUUAUGGAAAAGCGCUCAACAUUCUAUGAUCGCGGUAUGAGACACUUGGCGGACGAGCGCAAGAAACGACCGUCCGAAGAUUAUGGGAGCCGUGCCGAUGGUGAACAAGAGGGAAAACGACCAAAGCACAAAAGAAAGAAGCCUGAUACACUGGCACCACAGGAGACCAAUAUUGAACGUUCAUCACCGAUGCGAGAUUCGAAAAACCGCAAACAAGACCGCGACCCAAGUUCUCCCUUAUCCCCCGCACACGCCGGUUCACCCUCAGCGAUGGAUGUCGACAAGAAGGCCAAAACCGAAGAAAAGGAGGAUGAGGAAGAGGAAGAAGAAGAUUCAAGCUCUGAGGAUGAGGGUGCGCCGCCUCGUCGCGAACAGCCUCAAGCCAUGACCUUUGGCGAAGAUCCUUCAACUUUCCCUGAUCCCACCAUCUACGAAAUUCGACCGACGUAUCCCGGAAUGCCCGAUGAGGAGCGCAAAGAAAUUUACUCCGUCGCAAGAUAUCCUCCGUCAGAUCUUGCCGAUCUCAUAGCGGGCGAUCCACCGGACAAGGACUUCAGCAACGCAAAGCCCAACAGUCAGAUCAACUUUACCACUUUCUCAACAUAUGUUGAACCGUACUUCCGACCAUUUUCCGAGGAAGACCUAGCCUUCCUACGAGAACGAGGAGAUCGCGUGACACCCUUUGUCAUGCCUAAGCGCGGCAAGAGACAUUACACAGAAAUAUGGGCUGAGGAAGAUGGUGCCAUGUCGAUUGAUGCGCCACAACAAGGGCGCGAUAAGCUACCGCAGAACCAGCCGCGAGGAAGCAUAGACAACAUGGAUGAUGAUGUUGGGGAAACAGAUAAGCUAUCUGUUGGCCCCUGGUUGACCCGGUUGAUGCAAACACUUCGCCCAGAAGCUCGAGCACAGUCUGCAGAAGACAAACCGACGACAAAUGGCACUACCAAUGGAGACAUCAGCAUGAACGGAGAUGCGGAUGCCGAAGACAAACCUGCAAGCUUGGACGACAAACCGGUUCAACAGCCUGCGGCCUUCAUGCCCGAAUCAUCGACCGAGUCUUGGAAGAAGGCGUCGCAUCCGAAGCUGGAGUAUUCGCAGGUUGAUGAGCGUAUCAAGCAAGAGCUUAGACACAUUGGAUUUCUACCUCUGGAAGGAUUUGAAGCAGAGUACGACGGCCAUUACGAUGAUGAAGUGGCAGCGAGACUGCGACUUUUGCAAAAUCGACUCAAGGAGCAAAUGUUGAUCAAUGGUGCGCGCAAAUCUCGCCUUACAGAUCUUGUGCGUGAACGCAUGGCCUAUCAGGAAUACCAGACAAUAUUGGAGGAUCUCGAUUCUCAGGUACAGGCCGCAUAUCUCAAGAGAACUCGGACUAUAGGUAAAAGCAAAAAGACAAAACGGCCUGGAGGUGCGGGCGGUGGUAGCCACUUCGUGGGUGGUGCUGCGGGUACGGCUCGACCUGGCAUUGGCGAUCUUACGAAGACACUUAUGGAGCGCCGCAAGCGAUGGAUAGAUACCAUUGGAUCAGUGUUUGACGAUGAAAGCCUGCGCAAGGUUCCGAGAAUAUCAGAUCCGGAGAGUUCUAUCUUUAAACCGAUGGACAUGACCAAACUAAUGAACAAAGAAAAGGAGCAGUGGGAUGAGGAAGUGGAGGAGGAAUAG